UAUAUUUAUUCGUCGUACAAUGACACUAUGUUUCUGCUAUCUUGUCAUCUUAUCUAACACAAAUAUUUAAUUAGUUUCAUACUUGAGUAUAGAAAUUUCCUAAUUUUUUUUUAUUAGUUUUUGAUUAAAAAUGGAAAUUGUAGCGUGAAAUCUCCUUUAUCUAAUUCGACAUAAUAGUAAGACGUGGUACACUUGUUCAGCAUCAGCUUCCAUUCUGUUAUCUUAAAGAAAACAUUGAAUAUAAUGUGCUUUUUCGUUGGGUUAGAUAGCAAGAAGUUUUUUUAAGUUUUACUGCGCCAAACACGUACUGCCGCACGAAAUGAUUGAGAAAGCGGGAAAGAUAUCAAGACAAAACUAUGAGCAAGUAAUGGAAAACAGAUCAGUCAGAAAUGGACACAGCGUCGUGUAUAACAGCCCGACCGGUAAGACACCUAAUGAAAACUGUCACCUGCUGAGCUCUGCAAUGCGAUUCGAUCUAAGUGACUACAGAGAGAAGUUAGCCAAUCGUAAUGUUAGAGUCGAUCUGCUGGCAAUAUUGUUCGGGAUCGGAUCAUGGAUCUGUGUCAAUUCGAUGUUCAUCCAAUUGCCAUUGAUUGUGUCGAAAGCACCGGAAGGAUGGAGUCUACCAUCAUAUCUGUCGAUAAUCAUCCAACUGGGUAAUAUCGGACCGUUAUGCUAUACCUUAUUCCAGAAGUACUCGCCACGAAAACUGAAAGACAGCUAUGUGAUUUAUGUGAUCUAUGUGAUUGGAUGCACGUCUUCAAUAUUGAUGGCAUUCCUAUUCGAAAGAACGGCAGUUGUGGGCGGUGAGAAUCGAAGUGUUGCAUUGAUGGCACUCGGCUUUUGUUUCGCAUUGGUUGGCUGCACGAGUUCGGUUCUGUUUAUGCCAUACAUGGGCCGCUUCCGUGAAAUAUACUUAAUAACGUACUUAAUUGGUGAAGGACUCAGUGGCUUUCUGUCCAGUAUAAUGGCACUGAUUCAGGGCGUUGGUGGUGCACCGACAUGCAUACUUGUGAAUCCAGACACAAUGGAAUACAUAAAGGAAACGUCGCCGCCGCGUUUCGAGACACGGGAAUUUUUCAUAUUCGUUUUUGUUGUGAUGAUUAUCUCAGGUCUGGCAUUUAUUUUGUUGAACAAAUUGAAAAUGUGCAAGCAAGAGUACGCUGCAGGAAUAAUCAAUUACGGUAAUGAUUACUCGUAUGAUCGUAGCAAAACAUUGGACUCGAAUGAUAAGACCAAUGCUCAAUUGGAAGAGCACAAAGAAAUUUCUCCGUUUACCUACAAAUACUUAAUGGUAGUAAUGGCCAUCGUUUCACUGAUCGGUAGCGGUGUCUUCCCGGGUAUUCAGUCAUACUCAUGCUUGCCAUACGGAUACCAAAGCUACCACUUAACAGCAACGCUAACCGCCAUUGCAAAUCCAGUUGCAUGUUUUCUGGCUGUGUUCCUGAAGCAUACAUCAGUUAGAUUCAUUUCAUUUUACUUCUUACUGGCUGCGGCAUUAACAGCGUUCUUAACAGCAACCGCAGUGCUCCAUCCACAGUCUAUGCCGCUGAUAGGUAAAACUAGUGGAGAGGUUUUGAUUGUAUUGUUCUGGACGUUAGUGACUGCCUUGAUAAGCUAUGUAAAACUAUCCAUCACAUCCGUGUUUCGUUCUCAAGGAGGAAAAUCUCUGGUUUGGGUAGGGUCUGUGUCGCAAAUUGGUUCAGCCGUGGGAGCCUUAGUAACAUUCUUUGUUGUCAAUUAUACAGAUGUGUUUGUGUCAUAUGAACCAUCAUGCCCGUUUUAGUACUUAGUGGUUAAAUUUUUUUUUUUACAAAAAAAAUGUAGAAAAUUGAAAAUAUAGGAAAAGAUUUUUUUAU
This is a messenger RNA of Bradysia coprophila, 1859 nucleotides long. It is a transcript of the gene Rift, whose product is annotated as Riboflavin transporter. Lineage: Eukaryota; Metazoa; Arthropoda; Insecta; Diptera; Sciaridae. Gene Ontology annotation, molecular function: riboflavin transmembrane transporter activity. Gene Ontology annotation, biological process: riboflavin transport. The record is from RefSeq and is a predicted model, not a curated record. Gene Ontology annotation, cellular component: plasma membrane.